AUGGCGAGUCACCUGCACGGCUUCUUCGUGACAAUAGUUCCUGCUGGGGUAGCUGUUCGUCGGGCUCACAACAAGUCCCGCACAGGCUGCUUUACGUGCAAGAUCCGUCAUGUCAAAUGCGGCGAAGAGAAGCCUCGAUGUAGCAACUGUGUGUCGAAGGGAAAGGACUGUCAAUAUUCGGCGUCGAUCAAACGAUGGGUCAAAAAGCAAGGGAAGGCUGCCGCUAUCAAGCAUUCGCCGCUGGGACCCGGUGUCGAGAUGUCAAAGGUCUCGGCAUCUUUCACUCUGCAUGACCUUCGGUUGUUCCACCAUUUUCUCUGCUUCGCGUACCCGCCACUGCCCCUGGCCAACAAGUCAGCUUGGACCCAAGAGGUACCUCAACUCAGUCACCAUUCGGAGCACCUGAUGAAUGCUUUGUUGGCUCUGGCAGCGUCGCACAUGAGUACACUAACCGGAGUAGACGAUGACCAAUGCACUGCAUUAUUGCACAAGGGUCGUGCAAUAUCUGGUCUCAAAGAUGCAUUCGCAAAAUCCCACCAUUCCUCAGUCGAGUACGAUGUGAUGUUGGCAACUUGCUAUGCCUUGGCCUUUCAGUCCGCUCUCUUGCCAGAGUCAGCUUUCGACUUUGCCACAUUCGUCAGAGGUUGCGCUCUUGUCACAACCCGUAUCCGAGAUGAAGGAAAGCAGACGAUUUUCAACAUUCAGAGUAAUUUGAGUGGAUCUCCAACCCAACACGCAACCUUAUCCAGACUCAGUACCGCAAGCCUGUCACCAGGUUCUAGAUUCCAAAUAUUGCUGUCGAAGGGCAUGUUAGCACUCCGUGCAGCUCACCCGUGUAUUGAACACGCAGGCACUGGCCAAAGGUUCUAUAGAGCCUUGGAGUCGACGUUUUCUGGAUUUCAAGUAUCUCCGAGUUGGGGAUAUGACGAGUUUCUCAGCUAUUACGCUGUAUGGUUCAAGCUUGCAGAAGCAAAAGAAGUCUUUUCCCCGGAUGCAGUCAGCGAGGCAGCUUUCUUGCUAUGGGCCUAUUUCAUCAGUCUCCAACUUCUGAUCACCAUGCUCGUGGUGGAAAUAACCGGGUUCGUGAUGAACGGAGACCAUGCAGCAACGCUCGGUCAUUCAGAUGCGGCUGCAAAAAUGACGAAAUUGGUGGAAUGGCUAUGUGCGAUUGAGGCUAUAAUGCCUGCUGACUUGCGGACACACCUUACUUGGCCGGCCCUUGUUUCGGACGAGGUACUCUCUGGGUUGCACGUGCCAAUGGUAUCAAAGACUCGGGUUGAGUCGAAAGUGGAAGUACUUCGCAACUUGGGCUCACGCUCUCAUAACGUGUUGGGAAAUCUUUUGGAGCUCUCCGCGAGUCUCGCCAACUGGACCGAAGAUCUCCUGUCAUCACGGAGUGGCAAUGAAGAGAAUAGCGGUGCAAAAGAAGGGUGGCGGAUAGCAACAACCCAGAUUGCCUUUGGGAUUCUGGACCAAAUGACACAGAAUAGACCUAUCGACAAGUGCUGCAUUCCUGAGACGGAAGCUACACCCUUCAGCACUUCUACCCCACCGAUAUCCAGGGAGAUGUUGACCAAUGCAAAUCAACGAGCUGAGACACAGCCGCAGAUUCCCUGUUAG
Messenger RNA from Cladophialophora psammophila CBS 110553, 1620 nucleotides. RefSeq lists its product as uncharacterized. The coding region runs from base 1 to 1620 and encodes 539 amino acids. The transcript has a single exon. Gene Ontology annotation, biological process: regulation of transcription by RNA polymerase II. Gene Ontology annotation, molecular function: zinc ion binding; DNA-binding transcription activator activity, RNA polymerase II-specific. NCBI's taxonomy places the organism in Eukaryota, Fungi, Ascomycota, Eurotiomycetes, Chaetothyriales, Herpotrichiellaceae. The record is from RefSeq and is a predicted model, not a curated record.